Molecule: messenger RNA, 1016 nt
Organism: Daucus carota subsp. sativus
Lineage: Eukaryota; Viridiplantae; Streptophyta; Magnoliopsida; Apiales; Apiaceae
Product: calmodulin-like protein 7
Exons: 1
Coding region: 146-844 (232 amino acids)
Molecular function (GO): calcium ion binding
Source: RefSeq, a predicted model, not a curated record
UCACAUAACGCGUUAUUUCUCUCUCACGCAUUUUCAAUAAUCAAAUAAAAUAGUGUGAAUCCAAUCUUACAGCUACCUCACUCUUUGUUCUCUUUCUCCCAGUCUCUGUUUCAUAUCUUCAUCAAGCAAACAGAGCAGCUAAAGCAUGGUGAUAUCAUUUGCUUUGCUGCUGCUUCUCUUUGUUAUCGGCCUUUUCGCCAUCAAGUUUCCAACGAACAACAAAUUUACCGCGUGGCUUCGCGGUUAUUUCUCCGUGCCAGAGCGCAAAUCUGAGGAACACAAGGUGAUCAUGAGAAGUACUGCUACUGUUAGUCCUGCUGCUGGUGGGAAGAAUAAAAACAAUAGUGAAGAAUAUAAAGCGGAAUUAAAGAGCGUGUUCGCGACGUUUGAUAAGAACAACGAUGGAUUCAUAACGCGGCAGGAGCUCCAGGAGUCGUUGAAGAACAUAGGAAUUGCGAUGACUGAUAAGGAUGUGAAGGAGAUGGUGGAGAAAGUGGAUUCAAAUGGAGAUGGAUUGAUCGAUAUAGACGAGUUCUGCGAGCUCUUCGAGUCGAUUAUGAGUCCUGCAAACAUAAAUGGAAUUGAAGGAGAACAAGAAGAAGGGGAAGACGGAGGAGGUUAUUUGAAAGAGGCUUUUAACGUGUUUGAUGAAGAUGGAGACGGCGUGAUUACAGUGGAGGAGCUGGGGAUGGUGCUGUCGUCGUUAGGGUUUAAGGAAGGGAAGCUGCUGGAGAGUUGUAAGGAGAUGAUUCGAAAUGUUGAUGUCGAUGGAGAUGGGAAGAUCAAUUUUGAUGAAUUUAAGAUGAUGAUGAAAGCUGGUACAAGAUUUCUCCCGGUUUCGUGAUUGUUAUUGUUACUGAUUCGAUCUAGGAUGUCUGGAAUCUGGAUUUGUACAUAUAACAAAAGAAAUGCUUAGUGAUACUACUAGUGUUUACUAAUCUGAAUCUCAGCUUUUCUGCAUCUGUAUGUAUAUCUGUUCCAAGUUUAUCAUAACAUCUCUUACUCUUAUGAAACAA